AAACACCCCUAUUGUAGGCCGACUUGGAACAUUCCACGGGCUACUCCUGUUCGUCCCUCUUUGUCCGGUAGAGAGAGAGAAGGCCACGAUAAAUUAUGGCACAAUUCGCGUUUUUCCUCAUCAAUUUCAGUUAAAUGCUGGACCAGCAAACGUACGUCGUGCCAGCGAGGACCGGGUUGCUGGCCGUAACCCACCGUGGAGUCUGAAUUGUAAACGGGGACGAGCGGCCUGAGCAACGGAGAAAGGUAGUGUUAGCUAAAUGGCUGCCGAAUCGGGGAGACUACUGGCGGGACAAGGAAAACGAGGCAAAGCCUCACAAAUGAAGAGCCCAGAGAAGAAGAAAGCGAGGAAGUCCACGUCACAGGCGGCGGGGUUCUCGCACCUCACAGAGUUUGCGCCCCCUCCCACGCCUAUGGUCGACCACCUGGUGGCCUCCAACCCAUUUGACGAUGACUUUGGACCGCCAUCGCGGCCCGGCGGAGGGGGCGGGCCUGGCGGUGCCCCGUUCCUACCCAGUCCAGGUGCAGGCGGAGGAAGCGGCUAUGGCGGUGCAGGCCGGAUGGGCGGCGGAGCCAUGGGUUUCAUGGGGGGACCAGGCGGUGGGCAGCCUGGACCUGGGCGCAGGCCGCCGUUUGGACCGCCAUCAGGUGCUGGGCCACCUCACCACCAGCUGGGCUUUGGGGGGAUGCCUGGUUACGGGGGAGGGGGCGGGAGCGGCGGCGGUGGGGGAGCAGGUGGGGGUGGUGGGUUCCCUCCCGGGGGUCCGUCCCAGUUCAAUAUACCACCAAACUUUAGUCCCCCAAUGCACCCCGGGUCAGGCUUUAACCCCAUGUUGUCUCCAGGCGCUAUGGGAGGUCCUGGAGGAGGGGGUCCACCCCACCCUCGAUUUAGCAUGCCGCCACAACAGCAACAUGGACAGGGCGGGCACCCUUUCAACAGCCCACCGUUACCUGGUGGAGGAGGCCCUAGAGGGCCCCCGCAUGGGCCCAUGCCUCCCAUGGGUGGCAUGGGGCCCGGUCAGGGGAUGAACAUGAUGAGUGCGAUGGGUGGUGGUCCUGGAGGUAACAUGUUGGGGGGUUUACCGGGCAUGCCCCCUCAAGGACAAUUCCCCCCUUCGCAGGAUGGCCCGUAUCCUGGUCCCAGCCCACCAGGACCUGGCAAUGAGGAUGGAAAGAAUUUUGGCGGAGGAGGACCUCAGCCUGGUCCUCAGCAACAGCAGAUCAACUUAAACCCAAAUGGGCCCCCUCAGCCUAAUAACGCCACGCCUGGCCCCCCUCCUAACUCUGGUCCACAACAGCCUGGAGGAGACUUCCCGGGCCACCCUGAUAUCCAGCAGCCAAAUGCCGGCACUCCCGGCCAGCCGUCCUCGGCGCAGCCCCAACCCAACCCCAACUCCUCGCCUGGCGGCCCCCUGAAUGGUUCGGGCCAGGCCCAGCACCCGCCCCCCAACAAUGCCAACACCCCCAACUCGAACAACUCCGCCCAGCAACAGUCCACUCCACCUAACUCUGCCCAGGGCUCUGUCUCCCACAACCAGCAGAACAAUAACCUCGGUAGCGGCGGUCCCAUGCCCAACACGGGCCCCAAUUCGGGUCAGAACAACUUGUCCAACAACAAUGGAGGCAACACCCCUGGCAGCAACCCCAACCCGCCCUCCAACUCCACCUCUACCCCCAACACGCAGUCCCCCUUGCCCCCCGGCCCGUCCGCCCCCUCGGCAGGUCCCGGCUCAGGUCCGGGGAAGCUCGGCGGCCCCGGCAUGGUGUUCCCCUGCGGCCUGUGCGUGUCGGAGGUACACGACGACCAGGACGCCAUCCUGUGCGAGGCUUCGUGCCAACGCUGGUUCCACCGCGACUGCACGGGCCUGACGGAGCCCGCCUACGGGCUGUUGACCAGGGAGAGCGCCGCCGUGUGGGCCUGUGACUUCUGCAUCAAGACCAAGGACAUCCAGGCCGUGUUUGUACGCCAGGGACUGGGCCAGCUGGUGGCCGCCAAUGAGAGCUGAGGGAAAAGAAAAACAAACAAACAUUUAAUCAGCCCUUUACGCCUUCACCCCAUAACCAUCUCUUGACAUCCAUGCUUGUAUCCAAACAUAGCACUUUGAGUGAAAAAAAAAAAAAAGCCCCCCGAUGACCUUCACAGGAAAAAAAAAAAAAAAAAAGCUGAAUGUUAUCUGACACACUCUUUCGGACAACCAGCACUGACACCAACACACUACCUCACACACACUGACUGGCACACGAGCUCCUGCGCUGAUUCAAAGCCACCACACAGUAAAAAUUGAUGCAAAGUUCAGUUUGAGUCGCCCCUGUAUCGCCCCUCCCCUCACCCAAUGUAUUUAUUAACGUCACACAAACAGUGCCUGAACUUUUCAUAAGUAUUUUUAAUCGUCAGGACAUGAAACAAUCGCUGUAACAUAAUCAUGUUGAAUCCAAAGCAGAAGCAAGCGGGGCUUACAUGUUGUUUUCCUCCAUACCUCACCGAGCAGAAAUCAUUGUAAAUAUCAGCAUUUUAAAAAUAAAAAAAAAAACAGCCAACUGAUGAACAAAAAAAAACAAGUUAAAAAAAUAUAUAUAUAAUUAAGUCAGCCAUUUUGUCUUUAUAAAAUGUGAACUCAGUGCUUUUCGGACAUCCUUGUUCUUUGAAAACGUGUCGCAUCAAACAAUGCAGUAAAAAGUCCCGUGUUGAUUAUUUCGGCCUUCCCGGGGGACACCAAAUGAUGAGAGAAAAUUGUCUUUAUUGAUAUUGUCCCUUCACGAUAUAAUGUCCAAGUUGCCUUUAUUUUGUUGUCUGUGUACUGAAAUUUUGAGCUUUUUGUACCGGCUGAUAUUUGUGCUGUGCUCUGGCGCCCUCUAGUGUAAGCUGGAAGAAAAAAAAAAAAAACACCCGGCGGGAG
This is a messenger RNA of Syngnathus acus (greater pipefish), 2896 nucleotides long. It is a transcript of the gene pygo2, whose product is annotated as pygopus homolog 2 (Drosophila). The record is from RefSeq and is a predicted model, not a curated record. The coding region runs from base 260 to 2005 and encodes 581 amino acids. The transcript has 4 exons. Lineage: Eukaryota; Metazoa; Chordata; Actinopteri; Syngnathiformes; Syngnathidae.